Colletotrichum fioriniae is the source of this 2511-nucleotide messenger RNA. Lineage: Eukaryota; Fungi; Ascomycota; Sordariomycetes; Glomerellales; Glomerellaceae. The record is from RefSeq and is a predicted model, not a curated record.
AUGUUCCGACUCAAGCCGAUGCCCUUCAAGGGCGGUUUACAGCCGACCUUGCACGAGGACCUGGCAUCAGUACGUGCAAAUGGGCCGCUGGCAUCCAUCCGAACCGGCGAUGCAUAUGAAAAGCACCUCAGCAAAUGCUUGGAUCGAGCAUUCGAGGCCUUCGAUGAGAUCGAGUUCAGAUUCCCAGGCUUUUCAGCGGCCUUUGCCGAUGAAAUUCUUUGCAUGGCCAGCUUGGCUGAGACAUUAGACUCUGCAGUCCAGACUGCCCUCGUUCACGGACCAGUCGCCGAAAUGGACCGAGAUGUACAGCACUUCCCAGAGUCAGCCAAGCGCCCCUGGUUCUCCAAAGUUGCCUCGAUGCUUGAUUUGUCUUCGGGCGGCAAAAAGCUCGCAAUGAUCAACGCCGGCUGGUGCCCUGGUGAUAUCACUAAGAUCGGCGAAAGCUUCAAUACCAUCGCCGCUUUCUACUACUUUAGCAAGUUCAAGGCGGAUUCAACAGUGGCAGACUCACACAAAGAAUGCCCCGAAUAUGGUUGCGGUCUCAGAAUACCGGCAGAGCCUAAACACAUGAGUGAGGGUUGCGACUGCCCGGGAAUGGUUUCUUUUGAUGAGGAAAACCUUAUAGACAUCUACCAAAAGGGCGAUGUCCCUUGCUUUUCUAUUGGAAGGCUUGAAGACGGCAGUUUGGGCAUCGCUCUCAGUUCCUGCAGCAUCGACGAAGAGUCGCAGAAGGACCCCAACAAUCAUUACGUCGCUCUCUCACACGUAUGGUCAGAGGGUAUGGGCAAUCCAGCGGCGAAUGCCCUGCCCUUUUGUCAGUUGGCUUACGUACAACACUGGGCGAUGAUGGCAUACCAAGUCGUGGAAGAGAAAGAAGCAGACGAAUCUAAGGAUGGCACAGGGAUCAUGAUCCAAACGAAACCCAAAAUACGCCAGCUCAAUAUCUGGAUUGACACUAUGUGUUGUCCUGCGACUCCUGGAUAUGGGAAGAAUCUCUGCCUCUCCAUGAUGCGAGAAAUCUACUCAAACGCCAAUGUUGUCAUGGUGAGAAGCGCAGUGCUUGGAGCCUUGGAGAUAGGCGACAUUGUACGGGAUCCAUCUAGGGGGGUGAUGGACGUCGCAGCACAGGUGUACCUAUCUCCUUACAUGCGCAGGAUGUGGACAUUACAAGAGGCAGUCCUAGCUGGAGCCUCCAGAGCUCGAGGCAUUGGCGACCGGCUCUGUCUGUCAUUCGCUGAUGGCAUCCUCUCACUCGAGUCAAUCAUCAACCUUCUAAAGCAAGCACCCCGACAAGAGGCCUUGUUGGCAUACCGUUUCAUGGCAGAAUUCCGCGAUCUCAGCACUCAUAUGUGGCAGCUGGGGGACGAUGAUAACGAAAAGCCAAUGAAGCACAAUCUGAAGGGGUUUGACUUCUUCUUGAACAUGCUCACCGUUGCCUUGAAAUACCGCAACGUCACGGUUGCGUCCGACGAGGUGAUUUGCUUGGCUACGCUGCUGAAUCUGCGUAUCAACAGCACACAGGGAGUCGUACCUCUCAUUGGUCACGGAGAGACUCCAGAGGAGGGCAUGUGUGAGUUGUGGAGGAGGCUCCAGGCCCUCGGCGGGAGUCUGCCAUCUGACCUUAUCUUCUCCUCUAUCCCGCGUGUUCAGGUGCCAGGAUACCGGUGGGCACCCGCAACUCUUGUCCAGUACGCGAAACACGGCAAUCUUUACGUUUCUCAUUCCAGUGCGUAUCCGGCGAAGAUUACCGACAAGGGUCUACACGUGAGGCUUCCUGGGGCGCGACUCACGAGUCUGGCUGCCUCUGGUUCAUUUGGCAGGUUACUCCCAAAGGUAUCUGCGAAUGGCGAGAAGGAUAUCCGUCCGAGAGAUGAAGCCACACCCCCUUCGGUAUUCUUGGCAAAGUUACAAGUAGAUGAAGUUGGGUGGUUCGCUGUCAGAAUUCACAACGACUCCAAUUCAAGCCAGAGGCUAAGUCUUCUCCAACUUCUCGGAAGCAAGUCAGCAGCGUUGAUAUACCAAAAUACCAAUAUCAGCGGGCCAGGUCUGCUCGUUUCAAUUGCAUCGCCACCGUCAGAUCUGAGCGCUCUCGACAUCCUGAGUCUGAACCAGGAGCCCCUCCAAAGCACAAGUGAAUUUUCGGUAAAGAUAAUACCACUCAGCGGCGGGGCUAGCAUCAUUGCUGAAGCAGCCAGCAACUGUGUCGAAGAGCUAAACCGAAGGGUUGUGGCUGAAUCAAGACAGCGGGGAGGCGGAGAUACCGUUGAGAACGUCUGGGAAGAUGCGCUUGUCAUUGCCGACCUAUUCAAGCAAACGGCCGAGAUAACUGUGGAAGAGUCCAGUGCAGCCCUGAAAGAAGCCUUGUAUUUCGAGGUGUUGUCUACGAAAGCCUCUGCCACUUACGAGGCCGCCACCGAGCGCUUCAUGCAGUAUGUGCGCCAGGUGGCGUACUUUGGCGGCGGUAUAAGGUGCGAGUCGUAUCCGGAGGACCAAGACUGGUAUGUGGAUUGA